Molecule: messenger RNA, 597 nt
Organism: Plasmodium malariae
Lineage: Eukaryota; Apicomplexa; Aconoidasida; Haemosporida; Plasmodiidae
Product: fam-m protein
Exons: 2
Coding region: 1-597 (198 amino acids)
Source: RefSeq, a predicted model, not a curated record
AUGUAUAUAUUGAAACUAAAUAUGAAGAUAAUUAUAUUUACUAAUAUUGGUGCGUUUAUUCUUUUAACUUGGAUAUAUCAUUUUAACAUUGAUGUGAGAUAUUUUAGUAAAUUUUUGGAUGACAAUUAUUACCAUAGUAGUAAAUUAGAUACAAGAACUCAUAGAUUACUGGGAAAAUAUGAAAAGCUCAAAGAUUCAAAAAUUGUAUAUUUAAAAAAGGAUGUACCACAUAAUGUAAAAUACGAAAAAAAAAAUAUAUGUAAUAAUGAAAAAUGGACGGCAAAAAAAGAAUCUAAUAGAAAUUUAUUGAAUAUGGCUCAUUAUUAUACUCAAGUUACAGAUUACAAUAAUGGAAUAUUUGAUGGGAAGCAUUUCCAUUUUGAAAGAAAAUGGAUUAAAAAUAAAGAUUAUGAAGAUUUUCUUGAAAAAAAAAGAAGAAUUUGUGAUAUAUCAUUAAGAAAAAUAAAACUUAGAAAAUACAAAGUUGGAAUUGCUAUAUUUUUACUUUUUUUCUUUUUGGGAAUAGGAUUAUCCGUAUUACCACGAUUACCAUUUAUGGAAACUGUAGAUAAAUGGAUGAAAGAGAUGUAUUAUUAA